This is a messenger RNA of Rosa chinensis, 1632 nucleotides long. Its product is annotated as disease resistance protein RPM1-like. The transcript has 2 exons. Lineage: Eukaryota; Viridiplantae; Streptophyta; Magnoliopsida; Rosales; Rosaceae. Bases 1 to 1632 code for a protein of 543 amino acids. Gene Ontology annotation, biological process: defense response to other organism. Gene Ontology annotation, molecular function: ADP binding. The record is from RefSeq and is a predicted model, not a curated record.
AUGGCGGAGAGUGCAGUAAAGUUUCUACUUGACAAGCUUGCACCUCUUUUCGAAAAUGAGUUGCAACUUUUGAGGGGGGUUAGGGAAGAAAUUUUGCAUCUAAGAGGAGAACUGGAGCGCAUGACGGCUUUCCUGAGGGUUGCUGAUGCAUAUGAAGAGAGUGAUGCGGAGCUCAAAGUAUGGGUUAAACAACUAAGAGACAUUGCUCACGAAAGUGAAGAUGUUCUUGAUGAAUUUACCCUUCUGCAAGCACAUGAUCAUGGGGAGGGAUUAUAUGGUUCAAUCCAUAAGCUUUCUUGCUGCAUCAAGAAUACAAAAGCUCGAUAUCGAAUUGCUUCGGAGUUACGAGCCAUAAACUCCAGGAUCAAAAAAAUCUCUGAGGUUCAUAAGCGACUCCGCCACAAAUUCAAUAUGGCUGAACAAGGCUCAAGCUCCAAAAGUGCAGGUUACCUGUUGGAGGACCAUCGAGGUGAUGCUUUACUUCUAGAGAAAACUGAUAUAGUGGGCAUAGACGAGCCUAUUAAGCAGAUGGUUGGGAGGCUGUUCAAUGGUGGUUGUGGACGUGAGGUAGUUUCUGCGGCAGGAAUGGGAGGAAUGGGGAAAACUACCCUGGCGAAGCAAGUCUAUGAUGCAGCAGAAGUGAAGAAACAUUUCAAAUUACGUGCUUGGAUCACUUUUACUCAGUCUUUCAGGCUAGCGGAACUUCUCAAAGACAUCGUUCAACAGCUCCACCAAGCAAUCCGAAGUCCAGUUCCACAAGAAAUCAAUAGCAUGAAUACCAACCAGCUGAAAACAAUAAUUAAAGACUUCCUACAGAAGAGGAGGUAUCUCAUUGUCUUGGAUGAUGUGUGGCACUUAUAUGGAUGGGAUGCCUUGAAGUAUGCACUGCCUAAUUAUAUUUACGGCAGCAGAGUGAUACUAACUACUCGAAAUGCAUAUAUAGCCUCCACAACAAGCACGGAAUCUGGAGGUGAAGUCUAUACUUUGAAGCCCUUACCCUUAGUGGAGUCAUGGGAACUCCUGUGCAAGAAGACAUUCCAAGGGAAUUCCUGCCCUCCUCAUUUAGAGAAAAUCUGUAACUAUGUUCUGAGAAAGUGUGAGGGGCUACCCCUUGCUAUUGUGGCAAUUAGUGGAGUUCUGGCUGCUAAGGAUAAGCGCAGAAUUGAUGAGUGGGAAAUGGUUGGCCACAGUCUCGGGGCUGAAAUUGAGGGUAAUGACAAACUGCAGGACUUGAAGAAAGUACUUUCACUCAGUUUCAAUGAUUUACCAUACAAUCUAAAAUCGUGCUUCUUGUACCUGAGCAUCUUUCCAGAGGACCAUCUAAUUAAGCAUAUGAGGCUUAUUCGAUUAUGGAUGGCAGAGGGCUUCAUUGAAGAAAAACAAGGAAAGACAUUGGAAGAGGUUGCAGAGGAUUACCUCAAUGAACUAUUGAAUAGGAGCAUGAUUCAAGCAGCAGAGACAACAGCUGAUGGAAGGGUCACAAAAUUUCGUAUCCAUGAUCUCUUCCGCGAAAUUAUCACCUCCAAGACAAGAAGUCAGAACUUUGCCACAAUAGCCAAAGAGCAGAAUUUGCUGAGAAGCCAUCACUACAAAGACUAUUCCCAGCCGGCUUUGCGCUGCUUAAUGUGUUAG